CGGCCACAAUUGCGGCUCACGUCUUCGUUGAGACGAUUUCAUAGUCCCGCCCACAGAAUCAGCCAUAACUCGCGGUCGACAGUAAAUGAAAGAAGGCUUCAUCACGAUGCGAAACUCUGGAAUGCCAUUUCGACUCAUUCCACCAAACGGGCUGAUGACCAUUCUGAAUCGCCAGUGCUCCGGAAGGCCGUACCCGUCGAAGAGAUACCGGAAGCUCUCGUGGAGCAUGUGCGUUCUUGGAUGAGGGAUGACCAUGUGCAGCGUCGCUUUCGCUCGUUUGGAAUACCGGUGCACGAAUGCAGUUCCUUGCUCACCCGCUUUGCGCUGGCAGUUCGGGCAAGAACGGCUUUUGAUACGGCAGAUUUCCACCCAGACAUGCUCACUCUCUUCACAUCCAGUCUGAGCAAUCCAGCCGACGGAGCUGCAAUAGACGGUGUCCUGUCCAAAGUAUUCUUCGCGUGGUCAAUCAAGUCAGAAGCAGAACUCGUAGGUGCUGGUGUCGUGUCCGGACCGACCUUGCAGAAAAUGAGGAGCCUUUUCAAAGUUACCGAUUACAGCUAUCCAGCCGAGUGGUUUCCGUCGACUCGCAUACUCAAGCGAAAGGUCUUCAUGCAUGUCGGGCCGACGAACAGUGGAAAGACGCACAAUGCACUCCGUGCACUAGCAGCAGCGAGGACCGGCUGUUACGCUGGUCCUCUGCGGCUGCUUGCUCAUGAAAUCGCGGAUCGUCUGAAUAAGGGCCAGAUCGUCCCGUUAGGCGCGGAGGUUACCCCGGAGGCAGAGCCCGACGAGCAGACAAACUUGGACGUGGGCACUGGACCCGUCGUAACCAGCUCUGGGGAUGGCAGGUUCGCAAGGGCUUGCAAUCUUGUGACGGGCGAGUCGCGUGUCAUUGUUGACGCCGCCGCCGGUCUUCUCAGCUGCACCGUGGAGAUGGUGAAUGUGGCCAGGUUCUACGAUGUUGCUGUCGUCGAUGAGAUUCAGAUGAUCGCGGAUGAGGCCCGCGGCGCCGGAUGGAGUGUGGCCGUCCUUGGAUUGCGCGCAAAGGAACUGCAUCUGUGCGGAGAGGAGACGGCUGUACCAAUUAUCGAAGCUAUGCUGCGGGAUACCGGGGACGAACUCAUCAUAAACCGGUACGAACGGCUUACCCCGCUGGUAGUCGCAGACAAGAGCUUGGAAGGUGACCUGUCUCGCGUGCAACCUGGCGACUGUAUAGUCACAUUCCAACGGUCAAACAUCUUCGCGUUGAAAAACCAGGUCGAGGCUGCUACUGGCUUGCGUGCAGCUGUUGUAUAUGGUCGGCUGCCUCCUGAAGUUCGCAAUGCCCAGGCUGCUCUGUUCAAUCAACCUGGCAGCGGGUACGACGUCCUCAUCGGAAGCGAUGCGAUUGGGAUGGGUCUUAACCUGAAAAUCAAGCGCAUGAUAUUCAGCGCUGUAAGCAAAUGGGACGGUAAGAAAGAAGUCCAACUCUCGAUCUCUCAAAUGAAACAGAUUGCUGGUCGCGCUGGUCGGUUUGGCUUGCACGGAGACGCCAAUCCUGGUGGCGUCGUUACCACUCUCCGUGAAGAAGAUCUCGAGACGCUCCGUAAGACGAUGGAGAAACCCGUACCUCCCCUGCCGUGCGCAUACGUCCGCAGUCCCCCAGACACCCUGGUAGCGCUCUAUGAACAACUGCCGCCUGGCUCACGGAUGUCGACUUUGAAUGCCGCCGUCAGGACAUUGACCAGGUUCCGACGGCCAUAUCACAUAGAAGACAAUCACAUCGCUGCCAUUAUGCUCAAGCUGGUUGACAUCGCGAGUGAUUUUUUACCCCUACACGAGCGCCUGGACGUCCUUGAAAUGCCAGUACCUACCAGAGACGAGAGGAUGGUCGACUUCACUCGGCGUCUGGUACAGCAAUUCCGCGAAGAAGGCAAGGUGGAUCUCAGGUCGUUGCUCCAUUCGACAGAGAUGUUCGAUGCACUGUCUCAUGUGCUGACGAUAAUGGAGUCUGGGGAGCAGAUCCGGACGCCCGAGUUGCACCUGAAUCGAUUGGAGUCACUGGACAAAGCCCUUUGCGCGUACUCCUGGCUAUGUAACCGCAACAAUGUCGUUUUCCCUGACCGGGAUCUCGUGGGUUUCCUCAAGGACAAGAGCGAACGGGCUAUUGCGGCUUGCCUGAGCGCCAUAGGUGCAGCGAGGACAUCAUCGCUCGCUCGACCUGCUCAUGCAGACGAGAAAACCGAAGCGCGACGGACAAAAACGCGGGAGCGCGUGGAGGACCGAAGUCGUCGUGUCAGACCCAGUAUUGGGGAUAAGUCCAGGAUGCCGGAUGAUGGCCCACGCAUCACAUUGCAGCGCAAGUCGACAAUCCGCGACCAAUCUGCCGCCUCUGCUUAAGCGCAGGCACUAUCGGGAGGAGAAUUACAUCUACGACCAUAGUCGGGAAGCCCGUGAAGCGGCACUUUCGGCCUCGUUGAGUCUGACUGGAGGCUCUCAUGCGAGGAAAGGUUCCAGUCCAUGCUUUCUUCUUCGCAAGUGCAGUGCGAAAUUGACCGGGAGAAUACUCGUGUUCUUCCAUGCCAGCAAAUUUCCGGGCCACAGGAUUGACAAGGGAUAAGUGCUGACGGACGAGAGUCUUUCACGAUAAUGGUUGUCUUGCGCUCUAUCGG
Messenger RNA from Gloeophyllum trabeum ATCC 11539, 2651 nucleotides. Its product is annotated as P-loop containing nucleoside triphosphate hydrolase protein. The record is from RefSeq and is a predicted model, not a curated record. Gene Ontology annotation, biological process: mitochondrial RNA 3'-end processing; RNA catabolic process. The transcript has 2 exons. Gene Ontology annotation, molecular function: RNA helicase activity; hydrolase activity, acting on acid anhydrides. Gene Ontology annotation, cellular component: mitochondrial degradosome. Lineage: Eukaryota; Fungi; Basidiomycota; Agaricomycetes; Gloeophyllales; Gloeophyllaceae. The coding region runs from base 241 to 2379 and encodes 712 amino acids.